AGGCCGCCUGGUCCGGCCCCUUCUCUAAGGAAGCGCGUUUCCUGCCUCCCGGCUGGGCUGGAUGAGCCAGGAGCUCCCCGCCGCUGCCGGUCAUACCCCAGCCUCCAUCUGCACCCACAGGCCAGGACAGACGCCGUUGUCCCCCGGAGCCCAGCACCCCCUCCUGCUCUUCCACAGGCCAGCGCCCCCGGGCCUGGCCCUGUGCCCACUUCUCCUGACCCCUCGGCCGCCCCCUCAGAAGGCUGGAGCAGGGACGCCGUCGCUCCGGCCGCCUGCUCCCCUUGGGUCCCCACGAGAGCCCACGCCGGCGCCCGCGCCCGCCCGCAGCCCUGCCCCUGGACACCGGAUAAGGCCCAGCGCACAGACCCCGGCUGGACGGCAUGGACCACGGCGCAGUCCCCCCGCUCGUCGCCCUGCUGCUGGCCGUCUGCAGCCUCAGCCCCACAAAUCUUGCAGAAACAGUCCACUGUGACCUACAGCCUGUGGACCCCAAGGGGGGCAAGGUGACAUACUUCACCAGCGAAGUUUCCAAGGGCUGUGUGGCUUCGGCCCCCAAUGCUACCCUGGAAGUCCAUGUCCUCUUCCUGGAGUUCCCGAGGGAUGUGUUGGAGCUGAACCUGACCCUGGAGACAGCCCAGCAAGAGGGAACCCAGCCCCGAGAGGUGCUUCUGGUCCUCGUCCUAAGCAAGACCGUCUUCCUGCACCUGCAGGCCCCCGGGAUCCCGCUCUACCUGGCCUCGAACCCCAAAUUGGUCAUCUUCCAAGAUCCAUCAAGCAUCAACAUCACAGAGCUCCCGCCCUUAACCAGCAAGAGCGAGUUCCUCCACUGGGCGGCUUCCAGGGGGCCUGUCGUUUCUGUGGCUGAACUGAAUGACCCUCGCAUCAUCCUCAUCCGUCUGGAUCAAGCCCAGGGCUCGCCGUCUGCCUGCACCCCGGAACUUCUCGCGGACAUGGGCCACACGCUCCAAUGGCAGCCGCGCUCCGGGCCGUUGGUCCAGGGCUGCCGCUUGGAAGGUGUGGCCGGCCACAAGGAGGCACAUAUCCUGAGGGUCCUACCCGGCCCCGAGGGCAGCCCCCCUCGCAGGCCCAGGACGGUGACCGUGAAGGUGGAGCUGAGCUGCGCUUCUGGUGACCCCAGCUCCGCUGUGCUCAUCCUGCAGGGGCCACGCUAUGUGUCCUGGCUCAUCGACGCCAACCACAACAUGCAAAUCUGGACUACUGGUGAAUACUCCUUCAAGAUCUUUCCAGAGAAGAACAUCCUUGGCUUUGUGCUCCCAGACACCCCCCAAGGCCUGCUGGGGGAGGCCCGGAAGCUCAACGCCAGCGUGGUGGCGUCCUUCGUGGAGCUCCCUAUGGCCAGUGCCAUCUCACUGCAGGCCCACAGCUGCGGCGGCGCACUGGCCACCUCACCCACCCCGGUCCAGACUACCCCUCCCAGGGAGACCUGUGACCAGAAGCUGCUUCUGUCCCUCAUCCAGCCCAGGUGCUCUGACGACGCCAUGACUCUGGAACUCAAUAAAUAUUUCAUCAUGACCCUCAGGUGUACCAUCAGCAGCCUGACCUUCUCAGACCCCAACUGCCAGGCUGAGGACAGAGACGGUCAGCUCGUCCUGCACAGCACCUACUCCAACUGUGGCAUGCAAGGGACGGAAAACAUGGUCAGCAAUGAGGUGAUCGUCCACCUCCUGACAAGCCCAUCACCGCAGCGGAAAAAGGUGCACUGCAUCACCUUGGAGCACGUCUCCUUCCAGCUGGGCCUCUACCUCAGUCCGCACUUCCUGCAGACGUCCCACACCAUCGAGCUGGGCCAGCAGGGCUUUGUGCAGGUGAGCAUGUCCUCACCGCUCCCUGAGCUCAUCCUCCACCUGGACAGCUGCCAGCUAGACUUGGGGCCCGAGGCAGACAAAGUCGAACUCAUCCAGAACCAGGCGGCCAAGGGCAGCUGUGUGAACCUGCUGUCCCCCAGCCCUGAGGGUGACCUGCGCUUCAGCUUCCUCCUCCGCGGCUACAUGGUGCCCACACCCACGACGGGCACCCUCAGCUGCGUCAUAGCCCUGCGUCACAGGGACGGGUCUCUGGACACCCAGAGGACUGCCUCCAUGCGCCUGAACAUCGUUAGCCCCGGCAUGCCUGGCAAGACCCUGGUCCUGCCUGCCGUGCUGGGCAUCACCUUCGGCGCCUUCCUCAUCGGGGCCCUGCUCACCGCUGCACUCUGGUGCAUCUACUCGCACACGCGUCCCCCUGGCAAGCGGGAGCCCGUGGUGGCGGUGGCUGCCCCGGCCUCCUCCGAGAGCAGCAGCACCAACCACAGCAUCGGCAGCACCCAGAGCACCCCCUGCUCCACCAGCAGCAUGGCGUAGCACGGGCCCAGAGCCCCGGGGGCCGCCCAGCCAGCCCUCACCCGCCAGGAGACUGAGCGACCACCCGCUGGGGACCACGGCUCAUGAACUCGCCCCAGGGUCCAAGCCCCUGCACUCGACCGAGAGGGACCUGCCUCUGUGCCCGCUCCUCCUGCCUCCCUCGCAGAGGUCUGCUGCCGGCGGGGGCACCAGCUUGGAAGACCUUGGGGUCCCCCCACCCCACCCCACCCAACCUUCAAACCCAGUGGGCCUGGAGUGCAGCUGCCCAGGAUCAUGGAGAGACAGACCACUGCCCCGUAUGUCCACUUUGUUGUAGAAACCCAAGUCCCUGCCAUUUUUUAAACCCGGACCCAGCACUGAGUGACCUGGGCUGGGCAGGAGGCGAGAACUCCAAACAGACUCUGCACCGCCAGCCAGGCCAUCAGCGCCUCCUGCCCGGGCCAGUGGAUCGGCCCAGGGCACUGGGAUCUGGUCCCCCUCGGCACCCACACCUGGACUGGCACAACUCUGGGGGGGAAACAGAAGCCUGGGUGAUCUGGAGGCCACCCCCCUCCCAGCCCAUGGGGCAGCAGGUGGGGAGUGGCCAGGUGCCAGUGCUGGGCCCACCCCUAUAUACUCACCACCAAUAAAUCAGACCAUGAAACUAGUGCUGGGCUGGGAGAAGGUGAGGGCACCUCAAGCUGGGGGGCAGGGGACAGCCAUGGGUUCAAACCCUGGACCUGCCACUGACUGGCUGUGACUGUGCAGCUCGCGGCUUCGUUAAGCUCAGCCAGUUCCUCUGCAAAAUGGGCACGAGACUCCUCCAUACAAGGUCCCUGUGGGUCUGCAGGGUGGCGCCUGGGCUGUGGUCACGCACAUCCUCCAGCCUCCCAUUUCACAGACAGGCCAGCUGAGGCUCAGCAGGAGCCUCACAGCCCAGGUUCCUACACAAUCCAGUUCCUGGACCAGCUGCAGCCCCCGCUCCCCUAUUGUCCGCGGAGGGAGGUAGAGGUCAAGAGUCCACCCUUCUUUAUAAAAAAUGUUAAAGGCUUUAAUUUGCUCCAGUCACCUUCUGUCCCCACGGGGCCCCAAGCAAGGGCCCUCUCUGUUCGCAGAAGGCCACCGCGAGGAGGAAAUCUGUCAACCAGCACCGGCAGGACCCCCGCCCGGCCAGGCGGCCCACACAAUAAGCUGGGUCUGGGCCAGGAAGCAGGUGGGGCCGGAGGGGACAGAGGCU
Talpa occidentalis (Iberian mole) is the source of this 3576-nucleotide messenger RNA. It is a transcript of the gene ENG, whose product is annotated as endoglin. The record is from RefSeq and is a predicted model, not a curated record. The transcript is spliced from 15 exons. Gene Ontology annotation, biological process: vasculogenesis. The coding region runs from base 381 to 2360 and encodes 659 amino acids. NCBI's taxonomy places the organism in Eukaryota, Metazoa, Chordata, Mammalia, Eulipotyphla, Talpidae.